AGUCCCUGCCCCAGCCGGAGCUAGCCAACCCUCUCUACCCCGGACUUGGGCAGCGGUCCCGGCAGCCCAGCGUCUAUUUGCUCUUGAGAGCCAGCAAGGAAGCUCGAGGGGCCCCAGCCGGUCGUGCUCCCCCGGGAUGCAAGUCCCUGCGCGGACGCCCGGCAGCGGUUGGCACGGGCGCGGCUGCUCCGGGUGCACAGGGAUGCUGCUGUUCCGGGGACCCCGGCGCCCCGCCUUGGCCAGCCCCGCCGGCCCCUGAGGCCACUGUCUGGAGCGCGACGCUGCCGGGUUUCUGGAGCUGCCCGAGGCAUCCUCCCCAACCACCGAACCUCCGGUGGUUCUCCUCCGCCCGGACGGAUGGAGCCGGGGAUGCUGGGUCCACACAACCUUCCACACCACGAGCCAAUCAGCUUCGGCAUCGAUCAGAUCCUGAGCGGCCCCGAAACCCCGGGGGGCGGCCUAGGCCAGGGUCGUGCAGGCCAGAGUCAUGGGGAGAGUGGGGCGUUCUCGGGUGGAUACCACGGAGCUUCGGGCUACGGUGCCGCGGGCUCACUGGCCCCGCUGCCCGGCAGCUCCGGAGUGGGCCCGGGUGGCGUGAUCCGUGUCCCCGCGCACCGCCCGCUGCCUGUGCCACCGCCCGCGGGGGGGGCACCUGCGGUGCCUGGGCCCUCGGGUUUGGGCAGCGCCGGAGGCCUAGCGGGACUCACCUUUCCCUGGAUGGACAGCGGCCGCCGCUUUGCCAAGGACCGGCUCACGGCCGCGCUCUCGCCCUUCUCGGGGACGCGCCGCAUAGGCCAUCCCUACCAAAACAGGACCCCUCCGAAGCGGAAGAAGCCGCGCACGUCCUUCUCCCGCUCGCAGGUGCUGGAGCUGGAGCGGCGCUUCCUGCGCCAGAAGUACCUGGCCUCGGCGGAGAGGGCGGCGCUGGCCAAGGCCUUGCGCAUGACCGACGCGCAGGUCAAAACGUGGUUCCAGAACCGACGCACCAAGUGGCGGCGCCAGACGGCGGAAGAGCGCGAGGCUGAGCGGCACCGCGCCGGCCGGCUGCUCCUGCACCUGCAGCAGGACGCGCUGCCACGGCCGCUGCGGCCGCCGCUGCCCCCGGACCCCCUCUGCCUGCACAACUCGUCGCUCUUCGCGCUGCAGAACCUACAGCCCUGGGCCGAGGACAACAAAGUGGCUUCCGUGUCUGGGCUCGCCUCGGUGGUGUGAGCGACGCCCGUCCGAUCGGCGGGGAGCGCAGGGCCCUGAACGGUGGAGCGCGCAGCUGCCUGUGCCCGUGGUCUGGUGGCAGCCAGGUGCGUGAGGAGCGGCAGCCCUUGAGGCUGUCGUCGAGGGCUCCUCCGCCACCGGCCGGCUCCCAGGCCAGUGUUGCGCGGAUGCACUGCCAGCUCAGAGGUGGCUUUCCCGCCAUUUUUCACUUCAAGGCCGUUAUGCCGCGGCUGGAACCAGAGGCGCCGAGAGGGCGGGACCUGUAGGACAGUAGCCAGUGAGGUGCAGGGAGGGGGCCGGGCUGGCCAAUGGGAGCUGCUUUAAUGACGGACUCGGAAUUCUCCGGUGGGUGGUCGGGAGCUGGGGCUCUGCGGGGGCGCUAGGGCCGCUAGUGCCGGUGGGGUCUGUACCAAAGGUGUGAAGGGCGGAAGACGCCAAUGACGGCGGAGCACUGGAGGGGGUGCUGGAGAGCGAGAGGCUGGUUGAUUGUGACUGGAACCAGAGGGUUGUGCACCCGGGGCGUCUCAUCCCUCAACUGUAAAAUAAUCGCUAAGGAUUUAUUUCUUCCUGACUUUGAGCCUUGCAUUGUCAUAUGUGUUCAGCCUGCUGGCCACAUCCUCUGGCAACGCGCCUGGGCAGGAGGCAAGUUGGAUACUUAUACACCCAACGAAAGAGAAAAUCUAGAAAGAAAAUCUGGUUCUGGUGUCACAUUGGGACAGAGAAGGGAGAGGAGGAAACAAUGGACAAAGUUAAUGGGCCCAGUGGAGUUAGGGUGAACAGAAUUUGGAAAAUACUUAGGAAGUGACAAGCUUAAGAAGAAUCAAAGGUAAUUACAAGACUGGAAAUGUGCAGCCUCAGGAAAUCAAUGGUGCUGUGGAUGCUGCAAGGGAAAUUGGGAAGAUUGGAGCAAGAUUUACUGUAUAGGCAAAACUAAAUGUUAUGCCUACAGAUAAUAAAUCCUGGAGAAGUGCCUUUGAGGGAGAUCAGGUGGACCUAGAUAGAAUGAAUGAGAACAGAUAGAAUCUCUGAGGGAGGAAACUCUGAGGAGAAAAGCAGAGUUCUAAGGAAUAAACCUUUCCACCAAAUUUGACAACCACGUUUGCAAUGUGCAAGAUGAUGGAGAAUACCUAAGUCUGAGGGCAGGUGGGGCCGAGUGGCUCAUGCCUGUAAUCCCAGCACUUUAGGAAGCUGAGGAGGGAGGAUCACAAGGUCAGAAGAUUGAGACCAUCCUGGCUAACACAGUGAAACCCUGUCUCUACAAAAAAUGAGCCAGGUGUGGUGGCACAUGCCUAUAGUCUCAGCUACUCUGGAGGCUGAGGCAGGAGAAUUGCUUGAACCCAGGAUAUGGAGGUUGCAAUGAGCCAAGAUCACGCUACUGCACUCCAGCCUUGGCAACAGAGCAGACUCCAUCU
This is a messenger RNA of Saimiri boliviensis boliviensis (Bolivian squirrel monkey), 2624 nucleotides long. RefSeq names its product T cell leukemia homeobox 2 (gene TLX2). The record is from RefSeq and is a predicted model, not a curated record. Gene Ontology annotation, molecular function: DNA-binding transcription factor activity, RNA polymerase II-specific; RNA polymerase II cis-regulatory region sequence-specific DNA binding. Gene Ontology annotation, cellular component: nucleus. NCBI's taxonomy places the organism in Eukaryota, Metazoa, Chordata, Mammalia, Primates, Cebidae. Gene Ontology annotation, biological process: regulation of transcription by RNA polymerase II; animal organ development.